AAAUUUACCUAAACCAAUGUUACAUUCUGAUAUUAAAGGCGAAGUACCAAAUGUUCGCGCGCUUAUGAAAGAAGUUAAUUUAUUCGUGGACGAUAUAGUUCUGAAUGUAAUGUUUAUUAUUGAAUAUACAAUAUUAUUACCAUUAAAUUCUCCUUAUACAAUCCUAUAA
Funneliformis caledonium is the source of this 169-nucleotide messenger RNA. NCBI's taxonomy places the organism in Eukaryota, Fungi, Glomeromycota, Glomeromycetes, Glomerales, Glomeraceae. The record is from the annotation of a GenBank genome assembly.